AGUCAACUAUACGGUGUUGAAGUUCUCGUUCCAUUAAUUAUGUAUUACUAAUAAAACUACUUGUCGAUAUUAAUCGGUUUACCUGAGCGCACUUCUGUUUACAUCGUGCCUAACUGAUAACAAAAGAGCACAUAUAUGAGUACAGCAGAGGAAGGGACAGUUCCAGCUAUGGAGCUGGAGGGAGACGCAUCUAACACACUAACGGACAACCUCAAUACAAACACCAAUAAUAUAUCUGGCACAGAAGUACCAGAGAACAAAAAUGGAAACGCCAAGGUGCUGCAAAGACUUGAUACCGUACCAGAUAUAAAGAGAGACACAUCGGGUAUCACUACGCAGUGUAUCGCUGCUGGCAUAGUAAAUCUCGGAUCAUUUGCUGCCGGCGUGUGCACAGCGUGGUCUUCUUCAGCGUUGCAGUUGAUGACAAUUACGACAGAGACUCAUUUGGAUCGCGUAGCAGAGGCUACUAACGGUACACAUCCAAAAUUAAUGCUUACAUCAUCGGAGGCGUCGUGGGUAGCAUCGCUUCUUUGCCUUGGUGCACUUUGGGGAGCUGUUCCGACUGGAUUAAUAUCUGAGCACUUUGGCAGAAAGAAAACUCUAUUGUACCUCGCACUACCACUAGUGGUCUCAUGGAUCCUAGUUUCAUCCAGUCCAAACGUCUAUGGUCUUUACGUGGGACGGUUUGUGGGUGGUGUCGCGGUGGGUGCGUUUAGUGUUGGCAUACCGCCAUACAUAGAAGACAUCGCCGAAAAGCACCUGCUUCCAACAUUGGCUAAUUUUUACCACGUUCAUUUCGCCUGCGGUGUACUCUUUGGAUACAUAAUAGGUAUGGUCCAGAGUACGUCAUGGCUGUGCGUCUUAUGCGUCAGUAUACCUGUGGCGUUCUUCAUCGCGUUUAUUUUUCUGCCUGAAUCACCCACUUACCUGGUAUCCCAAGGCAAAUAUAGCGAGGCCAAGGCUGCAUUACGAUACUUUAGAGGGAUCGACAAUGAUAUUAAGUCUGAAAUGAAAUCAUUAAAAGAAUACGUUCUGAACUAUCGUAAAACUCGAGUCACUUUCAAGGAACUGUUUACCACUAGGACUUCUGUGAAAGCACUAAUUGUGUCAUUUGGACUCAUGGUCUUCCAACAGAUGAGCGGAAUAUACCCGGUGCUGUUUUACGCUGAAAAUAUUUUUAAAACGUUUUCAAUAUCAUUGAAUCCACCUGGAGCUGCAAUCAUCCUGGGCUUCUGUCUCGUAUCCUCGACAUAUUUCUCAACCAUGCUACUCAAGACGGUCCGUAGACGAGUACUGCUUAUACUGUCUUUCCUGUUCAUGGCUGUGAGUUUGGGCAUUUUAGGUAUUUACUAUCAUUUAAAAGCAUCUCGCUUAUCUUCUGAUAAUACAUGGGUACCUUUAUUUACUCUGUGCACAUUUGUAAGUGUAUACGCAGCUGGUGUCGGGCCAAUCCCAUGGCUGAUGUUGCGGGAAAUAUUCCCGUCAAAUGUUACAAGACGUGCCACAGCUAUAACUGCAGGAUUUCACUGGUUUCUUGCUUUCGGUGUAACAAAACUGUACCAGAAUUUGAUAGACAUGGUUCGACCGGGAUGGACCUUCUGGAACUUUGCUGUGACUUGCAUAAUAGGAGCCAUCUUCGUCUAUUUCUUCGUGCCGGAAACGAAAGACAAAACAUUGCAAGACAUACAAAAUGAAUUCAAUGGGAUUCAUAAAGGUAAAAAACAUCGACACGUUAUAGAGCUAGAGAGUAUCUCAGAAGCUUAAGAUAAGAGAAGAAGAAGAAGAAGAAGAUGUGAUGGGAUUUAUAAUGAAGAGUGGUUAUUUAAUAUGUAACUUAUAGAAUCAGUAUUUUUAUUCUGUCAAAUAUGAAAAAUAUGGCGUCCAGCCGGUUAAACCAAGAUGACUAUCUACAAUCGUACACGUUAAUAGAUUCUUUUUAACGUGGUAAAGUUAUACGGAAGCUAUAGUUCUGCUUGACCGGAGUAGGACUAAUCUAUCACAGAAAAAUUUAAAUAGGAACUUAAUGCUGUUGUGUUUCGUAUGGUUAGUGAACCAGACACCCUUUUUACUGGUAACGAUGCAUUUCAUCUUAGUACUUAGGAGUUACAACGCAUUUUGAUUUUUAAUCGAGAAAAGUUGUAGCUAUUUAUAGGUGGACUGUGUGCUCGUUUUUCAUCUUUUUGCGAAAAAAGUUAUAAUUUUCUCAGGGAUGAAUCCUAUCUAGAUAAACUGAAAAAAUAAAACAUUAUUUAAAUACUUGCAAAAUUUUAGCAAGUUAGAUAAAUAUGAGUAAAUGAAACGUUGAGAUAAAAGCCGUGCUAGCUGAGGGAUUAAGUGCUCGCCGCAAAUUUCGCAGAACACGAGCAGCCUGGGUUCAAUCCCGCCGGAACCAAUGAAAAUUGUUAGUUGCAAUUUUAAAUGCUUAUUUACCGCGUGCUCGAUGGUUAAGGAAAAUGUCGUGACGAAGUGAGUAGGUAUGUCUAAGAAAAAAAAAAAAUAGAAGAUAUGUGAAGUCCGCCAAUACGCAUUGGGGCAGCGCGGUAGACACUUCCUUGCCCUAAAUACAUUCAGAAAUGACAAGAGGCAUAUGCCUAGCAUUGGGAAGUAUAAUAGCUGUUCCUGAAUUUCUAUUAAUAGUUAUUAAUAAAUAUUCAUCAUUUAUAGUAAUAAUAAUUCUUUAUUGUUUAUUGAACACAGAAUUAAUAUCUAUUAUUCUAUAACUGAAUAAAUCUAUAUUAUUAUAUAAUUAGGUGACAAUGUCUAUUAAUUUUUUUUAUUGAUUAUACAUCAUUAAAUCACUGAUAGCAAACUUUAACGAAGUAAUGUUGAGAUAUGUCAGUUCCAUUUAUUUUUAUAGUUCUCUAUUAGCGUAAAAGAUUGUAGAAAGUACUUGGUUAACCCUGCAGCUGUUUCACGCAUACAAUUUUGAACAUUUACAAAUAUGUGUUUAAUAAUAGACUGUUGUUAUUAGUUUAUUUGUUGUAUAUUAAUUAAUUAUAUUAUUUAGUUAUUUAUUGUAAAAUUAAAGUAUAGCUAAUAUAUUAUAACAUGGAUAUUUUUGAGAAUAAAACAUUGCGAGUUUUAUGUC
This is a messenger RNA of Parnassius mnemosyne (clouded apollo), 3088 nucleotides long. The record is from the annotation of a GenBank genome assembly. Lineage: Eukaryota; Metazoa; Arthropoda; Insecta; Lepidoptera; Papilionidae.